Messenger RNA from Hypanus sabinus (Atlantic stingray), 1342 nucleotides. RefSeq names its product equilibrative nucleoside transporter 1-like. Gene Ontology annotation, cellular component: plasma membrane. Lineage: Eukaryota; Metazoa; Chordata; Chondrichthyes; Myliobatiformes; Dasyatidae. Gene Ontology annotation, biological process: nucleoside transmembrane transport; uridine transmembrane transport. The transcript has 11 exons. The coding region runs from base 1 to 1266 and encodes 421 amino acids. Gene Ontology annotation, molecular function: nucleoside transmembrane transporter activity. The record is from RefSeq and is a predicted model, not a curated record.
AUGCUCUUUGCCCGCAGCCUCCUGCAGACGGGUCGCCCUGAAAACCCACGGCCAGAAUUGUUGUUUGCUGCCCCCAUCUUGCUGCCUAGGUUCGAAGGUUUGCGCUAUAAGGAGAGGAUGGAUAAACUGGAACUGUUUUCUCCAGAGCAGCAGAGGCUGUGGGCUGAUCUGAUCCGCUCUCUUUCUCUCUCCAGAAUCCCACAGACACUCCGCAUCAGUGGAAGCAUCAUCGCAAUCUUCAUCCUCUUCCUCCUCACCGCCAUCCUGGUGAAGAUCUCCAUUGAGCCGCUGACUUUCUUUAUAGUCACCAUGGUGACCAUCGUCUUCAUUAACUGUUUUGGAGCCGUCCUCCAGGGCAGCCUCUUCGGCCUGGUCAGCCUGCUGCCCGCUUCCUACACUGCUCCCAUCAUGAGUGGCCAGGGACUGGCCGGCACCUUCGCAGCCCUGGCCAUGAUCUGUGCCAUUGCAAGUGGAGCCGAGCAGUCUGACAUAGCCUUCGGCUACUUCAGCACAGCCUUCGUGGUGGUGCUGCUGGCUUUGUUGUGCUACCACGCCCUGCCUCAUCUGGAGUUCUCCCGCUACCACUUCAAAAGGAAGAGUGAGGAAUGGAGGAAGGCUCAGCAGGAGGAGGGUUUCAGCAAAAUGGACCUGAUCAAACAAGAUCCCACCUACACCAAUGAGAGGAGGUCAUCCGCAAAUCUAAUGGAGACCCACAUUGUGGAGAAGGACGGGGAGCUGUCAAUCAUCAACAUCCUGAGGAAGAUCUGGCUCUCUGCACUGCAGGUUUGGCUGGUGUUUGCUGUCACCAUUGGAGUUUUCCCAUCCGUCACUGUGGAUACCAGGUCCUCCAUCUCUGCAGAUGGGAUGUGGGGAGUUUACUUCAUACCCAUCUCCUGCUUCCUGGUGUUCAACGUCUUCGACUGGCUGGGUCGCAGUCUAACAGCAGUCUGCAUGUGGCCCAGAAAGGACAGCAAGUGGCUGCCGGCCUUCGUCAUCAGCCGGCUCGUGUUCAUCCCUCUGUUCAUGCUGUGUAACGUGCACCCCCGUAAGCUGACUGUCGUCUUCGCACACGACGCCUGGUACAUCUGCUUCAUGGUUGUCUUCGCGUUCAGCAAUGGCUACCUGGCCAGUCUCUGCAUGUGCUACGGACCCCAGAAUGCAUCGGCGAAGGAGGCGGAGACAGCUGGAGCCAUCAUGUCUUUCUUCCUGUCCCUGGGGCUGGCAUCGGGAGCUUGCCUGUCCUUCCUGAUCCGUUCGCUGGUCUGAUCCACCCUGGGGUUUACCGAAGAAGUCUUCCUCCCUCACCUGUACACACCCCCACCCCCGCUCAGUCCUUCCUCUC